AUGGAGAAGGCCAUCUACAAAAGCAGAAAAGAAAAACAAAUCAGCCUCCAGGUCAAGUCAUCUGUGCACAACUUGAGCAAAACUCAGCAGACCAAACUCACUGUGGGCAGCCUGGGGUUAGGCUUGAUCAUCAUCCAGCAUGGACCCUACCUCCAGAUCACACACCUCAUCAAGAAGGGGGCUGCAGCCAGGGAUGGAAAACUCCAGACAGGUGAUGUUCUGAUUAGUGUUGACCAAGCCAAUGUAUUAGGAUAUACUCUUCGAGAAUUUUUAAAGCUUUUGCAACAUAUUACCAUAGGAAAAGUGCUGCAAAUAAAGGUUUACCGAGAUUUUAUUGAGAUACCCCAAGAAUGGCAAGAAAUAUAUGAUUUAAUACCCGAGACCAAAUUCCCAGUAACAUGCACAAAAAAGAAAACUGAGCAGAUAAAAGACUCUUUCACAAGCACUGAGGACAAGGAAGAUGUAGUUUUAGAUAAAAAACUUAAGUAUUAUAAAUCCCCACAGUCCACUGAGCAUCAUCCUGCAAGAAGACCCAUGUCAAUCUCCAGAGAAUGGCACGAAUAUAAAAAGAAGAACCAGACUAUCAGCGUAGGAACAGACAUUAACUGUGAUGUCAUGAUUCACAGAGAUCACAGGAAAGAAAUGAGAGCCCCUUCCCCAUACUGGGCAAUGGUGAAGCAAGACAAAGACAGCUCCUCCUCCUCCUCAGCCUCAGACAUAUUCUGGCUGGAAGACUAUGCCCAAGUUGAAAAGGACAAGGGUCAACCUGCAUCAAAAUUUGGUUACUAGUUUACAAAUCUGUGAUCACAGGAGCAUUUCUCUGGAAAAUACCCAAUUUUUAUAACUGCCACAUACAGCUUUUCUGUACUUACAGGAACAUGUACAGACUUAACCAAUUAUUUCACAGCUGUUGUAAAGCCUUUAGGCCUUCUUCAAUGUGAUAUCCAAGACUUCCCUUGGUGGGCAAAGAGCCCUCAAAAAUUUUAUUCUUAAAACAGCACCAUCACUCAGUCAUUAAGACCCUCCUAUCUCAGAAAAAUGUCUCAUCUUUUAGAAAAUGUAGCUGAACAGCUUAAUAUCAGAAUGUGUGAACAUAGUAGAGAAUUUCACUUUUUAAGGUAAGUGCCAUAUUGUUAUUUAGAUACCUAGUUUUUCUUGUUUUGCAAACUUCAACUGCCCUACUUAAAAGAAGUAAAAGGUAUUUUUGGCUAGUUAUUCAAGUUAGAAGUUGUUUUCCUUUUUUGGCCCACUUUUACUCUAAAUGUUGGGUUCAUUGGUAACUAGUGUAUUUUGCUGUGUAUAGUGCACUCCCAUGUAUAAUGUACACCCAUGUUUUUGGCCCAAACUGUCAGGAAAAAAUCUUUUAAUUUUAAAAUCCAAUUAUUUAUUUAUUUAUUGACACUCGUUUUUUGUAUUAUAAAAGAAUUUUAGCAUUUCUUUUUGAACAUAUGAUGAUAUAAGAAAUUUUAUGUAACAAAUUACAAAGCACAAGAAUAGAUAUAAGGUAUUUCAGGUACUGCCCAUGUAUAAGGUACAUCCUUAUUUUUCCCUCAAAAAUUCGAGUAAGAAAAGUGCACAUCAUACACAGCAAAAUACAGUACUUAAGAGACAAGAUAGAAACAGAAGAGGGAGAAGGAGAUGAUGAGAGAAGAUAAAGCUCUGUCACAGUGAAGAUAAAGCAGAUAUACAAAACGAAGCAGUACAAUUAUAGGACACAACGGAUGGGGAAUUUAUAUUUUUCAGAAAUAACUAUUGCAAGAAGGGAAUAAAAUUCAGACCAUUUAAUUGUUCUUACCCAAAAUGAAAUUUUAGCUGUUUUUAUCUUUUUUUUGUCAUCACAAACAGUAUUUUUUAAAAUUACAUUUUAUCGAUUAUGCAAUUACACUUGUUCCAAUUUUCCCCCCUUUGACCCCCACCA
Messenger RNA from Phyllostomus hastatus (greater spear-nosed bat), 1918 nucleotides. It is a transcript of the gene PDZD9, whose product is annotated as PDZ domain containing 9. The record is from RefSeq and is a predicted model, not a curated record. The coding region runs from base 1 to 789 and encodes 262 amino acids. The transcript has 4 exons. NCBI's taxonomy places the organism in Eukaryota, Metazoa, Chordata, Mammalia, Chiroptera, Phyllostomidae. Gene Ontology annotation, molecular function: protein binding.